AUGCAGGGAUCUGGGGACCGAGGUUUACUAGAAAGCAGCACACGGCUAAAACCUCAUGAAGCUCAGAGCUACAGGAAGAAGGCCUUGUGGGUUUCCGGAGCCUCCAUUAUUAUCACCCUGGCUCUUGCAGUGGCUGCAUUCACUGUCUCCAUAAUGAGGUACAGUGCAUCAUCUUUUGGAUUUGCUUUUGAUGCUACCCUGGAUGUUUUGUCAUCAGCAAUAGUACUGUGGCGUUACAGCAAUGCAGCGGCUGUGCAUUCUGCACACAGAGAAUACAUAGCCUGUGUCAUCUUGGGUGUGAUAUUUCUUCUGUCAUCUAUAUGUAUAGUGGUCAAAGCCAUCCAUGACCUUGCGAAUAAGUUGCUCCCAGAAGUGGAUGACUUUCUGUACAGUGUCUCUGUUUUAAGUGGAAUCCUUUGCUCUAUCUUGGCAGUGAUCAAAUUUAUGUUGGGAAGGGUCCUCACAAGCAGAGCACUCAUAACGGACGGUUUCAACUCUCUUGUAGGAGGAGUAAUGGGAUUUUCUAUCCUUCUCAGUGCAGAAGUUUUUAAACACAAUGCUUCUGUCUGGUACCUGGAUGGCAGUAUAGGAGUCCUAAUUGGACUUACAAUACUCACCUAUGGAAUCAAGCUGCUUAUCGAUAUGGUCCCUCGCGUCAGGCAAACGCGCCACUAUGAAAUGUUUGAAUGAAGAUGAAUCCCCUCUCCGCUGUAAAGACUGUAAACUGUAGUAUCAUAUGUUUUGGCAAGUGGAGCCAAUGGUCUUUUACUGAAUAUGCAGUUUGUUUCCCGUUGUAUAUUUUCUUUUAACGUUUGUUUUAAUGGGAAAUCUCUCUGUAUAACAGGCAAAUGUGCACACUGCUUACAACUCAACAAAACAGCAGCAUUUUCCUUUCAAGUAUGCUAUUGAAUCCUGUGACAGUAGACAAUGUACACGGUUUGCAGUUCUAAACCAGCUGCCAUAUUCUGCGUUCCAGAGUGAAAUCGUUCCUACCGAUGUGUGUAAAUAAGAGGUGCCAAUUUUUUUUUUAAAUGUUAGCCCAGAAUUGUGCUGUAACUUUGAAUUACAGCCAUUGCUAACCUCUUCAGCUAACCACUAAAGGUUGUAUUAUGUAGAUUAUGGACACUAAAAAGUGUGUAGCUUAAAGCACUGAAAUAAUAUGAUUUUUUUUUUUUCUCUCAACCCCUUUUGAUUUAAGAGAAUGGAUUUCACUGGAAAGAAACAACACAAACCCUACACGUUUUGUUAUCAGAAAGUUUAAUAGCAAAUCUUAACCUCAUGCCUUUUCAAGGGCAAAUUCUAUUUUUAAGAAGUAACACACAGCAUAAUGCCUUGCAUGGUCCAAACAAGCCAAUGGUAUUACUGUACAAACAAAAGCCAAAAAGAAACCUAAAGAGGAAAACUUGUUUGAGAAACGUAGUCCUCAAGCUUUUACUGUAUUAUACACAGAUAUACCAGUGUGUGUGACUAUGUGGUUGCUCUGUAGUCUGAUGAUGGUACAGCAGUGAUGACUUCCAAUUGGUGGUGAGAUUAUAGAUCUAUCUGUUAGAUUUAGAUUAUUCUGUAAAACAUUGUUCACUUUCCACCAUACAUUCUUAUGUAUUUCUUAGUAACCUGCUAUAAUACACAAGAAUCAUGAUGUAUAAUCAAUAAAAUCAUUAUCUAUUUUAUACAGUACCUGUAAUUAAAACUAGAACCAAAACUAAAACAAAGUCUUCCUGUAUAACAGCCCAUUAAACUUGAUUCUCUGGCUACUGCCACUUACUUCAUACUUUGUACAUUUCAAGGUGCAUGGAAAAGUGAGUCAAAAUUGUGACCUUCUGUUGGUUUCCAAGUGGAUAAAAGAAAUCAGUCGUCUUGUUCUGACCUGUAUGAUCGUACCACGUCAAGCGCAGGGAACUCGUGUGGGUUCUGGAACUGCAUGCAUGAGAGCUGAUGUACUGUCAGUAAAGACCAUGAUAAAGAGAAGGCUGUUUAAUUCUGGCUGAAGUGUUAUCUUCCAUGUCAUAUGUGCAGGGCAAGAUGAUGUGAUUUUGGGACUGGGGAUCAGAUCUCAAUUCUGCCCUUUCUACUUUUCAUGAUCCCAGGCUACCCUUGCACUAGCAAGUUGAAAGCUGGUUGCCCACAGGUCCAGGGCAGCUGAUUGUCUGCCCUGGCUUGGAUUGCACCCAGGGCUGGUUCAAGACUGGUCAGAGCCAAAAAAAAAAAUCAACUAAUUGUUGGCCCCAGCCUUGUACCUGCCACAUGUUCAAUUUAAGGUACCAUACACGCCUACCAUAAAAAUGUUUUUACAUUAUAUAUACAUUCUAUGUAGAACAUUUGUAUGGCUGGUUUGCCAUUUUAUGGCAUAUUAAUUGCAGCAUAAAUGUAAUGUGUAGAAGGGGCUUGUUUCUUCCAGGGAAAACAGUGGGAGAUCCUGGAAAAGGGGCACAGGGAAGAGGCUAUGAGACUUCCUAGCUUUUCCACUCACUGUAGUUUAAUCCAACUUGGAGCAGUCUUCAUCUAGUGGCUCUUCCCCUUGCAAAAUGGGUGGCUCAGUGAUGGAUAUAUAAAGGAAUGUAAUAGGGGACAGAUGCAUGAAAGUGCUGGUAGCUCCUGGCCAUGUUUCUGUAGGUCCUACAGUGUAGAAAAUUUGGAAGGGGUCAGUGGAAGAAGCAAGUGAACUUCAGUCAUUUCUGCCUCUUUCCUUGUUUUGACACUUGAUUUGAAUGUGUCUGUAAUGGUUCAUUCAUCUCCUCUGGUUUAGCAUGUAUGCUUACACCCAUGCAGUUUAGGAAUAAAGUCAAAAAUUGUAUACCCAAGUAAAACAACCCACUGCCAGAGGAAUCUAGUUUAUAUUUUUCUAUUGCUUCCUUUGGUGCUAUAUGGACAACAGAUAGGGUGGAAAUUAAUUUUUUUAACCAUUAAAUACAUUUCUUUUGCUAGCAUCUAGUUAAUGUUAUUGAACUGGUGUCAAGUCAGGACUUGUACAGUGUUUUCUAGGCACUAAGGAAUAAACAGUAUUAGAACAGCAAUAGCAAAAAUUCAAGCAAAAAUUUGAAAUCAAGCCCAUAAUUCAACUGAUACCAUGAAAUACAGUGUUCACUUCCCUUGUGAUGCACAAUUGUUGACAGAACAAGUACUAGGUAAGAGAACACAUCGGACAAAAUUCCCAGAAAAGCAGUAGUGUAUUGGAAUGCAUGGUGCAUUUGGCAGAAGUUGGAUUUUUUUUGUUAAAAACAGCAAAUACAUAUUGUGAACUGCAAUUCUCC
Molecule: messenger RNA, 3251 nt
Organism: Alligator sinensis (Chinese alligator)
Lineage: Eukaryota; Metazoa; Chordata; Crocodylia; Alligatoridae
Gene: TMEM163
Product: transmembrane protein 163
Exons: 9
Coding region: 1-690 (229 amino acids)
Cellular component (GO): synaptic vesicle membrane
Molecular function (GO): zinc ion binding
Source: RefSeq, a predicted model, not a curated record